This is a messenger RNA of Hemicordylus capensis (graceful crag lizard), 3144 nucleotides long. RefSeq lists its product as uncharacterized. Gene Ontology annotation, molecular function: kinase activity; ATP binding. The coding region runs from base 46 to 888 and encodes 280 amino acids. The transcript is spliced from 6 exons. The record is from RefSeq and is a predicted model, not a curated record. NCBI's taxonomy places the organism in Eukaryota, Metazoa, Chordata, Lepidosauria, Squamata, Cordylidae. Gene Ontology annotation, cellular component: cytosol.
AACGCACUUGCUGAGUGUGCCCUGUUGGGUCGCUCUACCGGUGCGAUGGCUGCCGUGGACUGCAUCGUAAAGUUAGGAGGCAGUGCACUGACGCAGAAAAACCAGCUGGAGACGCUGAAAGCGGAGUCCUUGCAGAGGGCGGCUGCUCUAGUGCAUCAGCUCUACGCGGCAGGAGGGAGGCGGUGCAUUGUCGUGCAUGGCGCAGGGUCCUUUGGACAUUUCCAAGCAAAAGAACAUGGCGUUGCCUCUGGAACAUUGGCAGGAUUCGCUGCAAGUGACAGCUUGAGACGAGGGCUAUGUUUGACCAGGCUUUCUGUCACCAAGCUGAACCAUCUGGUGACGGAACAAUUGGUAAGCUGUGGAGUUCCAGCAGUGGGCAUUUCGCCUUUUGGAACCUGGAAAACAGCAUUCAAGAAUGUUAGUGAAGAUGGCAUUGCUGCAGUGAAGGAUGUUUUGCACUCUGGUUAUGUUCCAGUUUUACAUGGUGAUUGUGCCCUGGACUUGGAACAGCACUGCUGUAUUUUAUCCGGAGAUACAAUAACUGAGGUUCUAGCUAAGGAAUUUUCUCCUAGGCGAGUUGUGUUUCUCACAGAUGUGAAAGGAAUUUACAGUUGUCCACCUGACACUCCAGGUGCUAGGCUUGUGGAUUCCAUUAUCGUUGACCCUUCUGGAAAUAUGGAGCCACCUGUGCGCACAUCGGUGGUACCACAUGAUACUACUGGAGGUGUGCUCUCGAAGUUACAAGCUGCUGUGAAUAUGGUUUCCCAGAGCCAUGGAGCCAUUCCAGUUCUGAUCUGCAAACUGGACAGUGAAGCAGCUGAAAGAGCUUGUUUGACUGGAGAAUUGAAGGAAGGUGAGGGCACAACACUUUCCUUCAUGGAAGCAUGAAGAUAUCUCUGCAAGAUUGGGCAGAAGAAGGCACCAGGUCUGUGCUGUUUGGACAUCAGUGCAGACUGUGAUCUGCACGUAAUUCCCAUCGUCAGGUUCAGGUGCCUUACACCCAAUCUUAACUGCACUGUUACUGUGCUACUAAUACUUAUCUUCUCUUAAAGAAACAUGUAAAUCUACAUAGCUCACAGUGUGCUUACAAUAGGCUCCUUGAUAAUACAGACAAUUUUUACAACUCAGGUUUAAUAAGCGAACUAUUUAGUUCAUGGAUGUCUCCUUUUGGAUAAUCUCCUUGGUCCUCAGACGGUUUGUAUGCGAUACCCUGGCCUCAGUGACCUGAGAAAUGUAGAUCCCCUGCUGUCCCAUAUCCAAAUACACUUUGCUUCUCACUCUCCAUCCCUGCCUAAUGUAUGCACUGUUGAAGAGAAUCAUUGCAGCAGCUGAAGACCUUGCCACACAUUUUGUCUUGCAUUACUAUGAUGAUGACGACAACUACUUAUAUACCACUUUUCCACAAAAGAGUUCUCAAAAUAGAUUACAUAGGAAAAAUAAUGAGAUGAUGGUUCCCUCUCCCCAAAGGGCUCACAGUCUAAAAACAAAACAAAAACCAUAAGGUGGAUACCAGCUGCAACCACUGGAGGGCUGUUGUGCUGACAUUGAAUGGGGCUAGUUGCUCUCCCGCUUCUUAAAGAGAAUCACCACUUUGAAAGGUGCCUCUUUGCUCAGUUAGCACCCACCUUACUUGCUGUGUUGCCAAACUGCACGCAUGGAAUUGCCUCCCAUUUUAAAAAGUUAUUUAUAAUGUUUAAUUUACUGAGACCUUCAAGGUGGUUCACAGUAACUUUAAACAUUAAGCCAAUAAACUCACAAAACCUUACUAUCACUAAAAUAAAGAUGCAACAUAAAACUAGUUCCAAAUAACCAAAAUAAGAAUAAGAGUCGGACUAAAAUUAAGAUCAGCUUAAGAUGACUUUAUCACUAUUGUUAUGGGGACUUUAUUCUCACAACAACCCUGUGAUACAGGUGAAGGCGAGGAAGAGUGACUGGCCCAAGGUCUCCCAGUGAGCUUCAGGGUAAGUGAGGAUUUUCAUCCAGGUUUUUCUAGUCCAUGUUCAGCACUCUAUACAGGCUCUCUGUUCAUUCCUGAUCACUUUUCAUAACAUGCAGGUAACCACUUGGAAAAAUUAAUCAUCUGUAGCAUCCAGCCAUGUGGUGAGAUGAAUUUUACUAGGCUACUGUUUCCCUGAACAUCUGCUCAAGUGCAUAAUAUUGGUAAAACAAUUCCUAAUAUGCCCCAACGCUAGUGAUAACGGGGGCCCUAGUUGGUUACAUGAACACCACAAUAAGCAACUAGGAAGUAAGGGUGCAUUGAAGGGUGCAUAUAUUCGCCUUUAAACCUUUUCUAGCAUUUAUGGGACUCUGGAGCCCUGUUCAGACACUGUGUUGAACACUCAUACAAUGAGUAUACAGGUACAGAAAACGUGCAUUUGGUAAACAAACCCCCCUCCCCAAAACAUGGAAUGUAAAUAUUGUAACAAAUAAAUAAAAUGGCAAGUUGUAAGUAAAGCUUGGUAUUUUUGGAAUGAAAGGUGGGGCUUGCAUCUGUAACAGAAAGAACAGACAUCCUCCUUUCCUGUUACAGAUGCAGGUCCCACCAUUCAUGAGGAAGUGCUGCAGUUGAUGGGGAUCUGCGUUGUUCCAUGCCUUGGCCAAAACUCCACUUCUUCAGGGAAGCUGAUACGCUCAGGAAAGAUCAGCUAAAGACCUCGGAAAAGAAGCCGUGAGGUGUGGAUAAGGAAAGCCGGAUUGGGUGUCUGCCCUGCCAAGCUGCUCUUUAUGCAGGGCACUGGUUGCAUUUCAUUUCAGUUUUGUCCCUCACUGUCCCAGUAUCUUUAUGUAUGAGUGUAUUUUAUUUAAUAUGUUCAUAACCCACUUUUUAAAUGGAGUCUUUUUUCAAAGUGGUGAACAAUAAUAUGGUAGAGAACUCCACCACAAAUUUUACAAUAGUUUUUUUUUUUUUAACCCACAAAAAUUAAAGGAGAAAAGCCAAAGGCUGAGUUGAUUUCUGAAUUUCAUUCAGUUCACAUAAAAUAUCUUUGUACAUGGGAUUGUUUUUAUGAUAGUGAAACCUUUCCUAGCAUAAGAAGAUACAAAAAAUUCAAAGAUUCAAAAUUGUUAAAUCCAGCACAGUGUCAAUUUAAAACCUCUUAAAACUCAGCAAUUGAAAGUCAAGUAGAAUUAAAAAAGAAUUCUUAA